UCUCCGCCGAAUCAUCAAUCAGCUGUUAUUCUCCUUCCGGUCCACCAGGCGGCGCUGCUGCACCGAAACGGCUCAUCUCAGAAGAAGACAGUCAGUCCAAAGUCUGAUCCGCCUGUUUGGAUUCAGAACUUUGUGGGAUUCCUGGUGGACCGAAGCAGCGCUAUGAACAGGCUGAAGCUCAUCUCCGGACACCUGAGUCCCGGCGGCUCCGCGGCGCCGCUGCCCGACUUACGGAGCUCCGACUGCGGCUGCGCGGCGCCCAGCCCCGGGGACGAGGUGGUGGUGGUCCACGGCCGGAGGACCGCGAUCGGAAAGGCCAAGAAAGGAAGUUUUAAGGACACCACGCCGGACGAGCUGCUGAGCGCCGUGAUGACGGCCGUCCUGAAGGACGUGGGACUGUCCCCGGACCAGCUGGGGGACGUCUGUGUGGGAAACGUUCUGCAGCCUGGAGCCGGAGCGCUGAUGGCCCGAGUGGCUCACUUCCUCAGCGGUUUUCCAGAGAAGGUUCCGGUUUACACGGUGAACAGGCAAUGCUCCUCUGGCUUGCAGGCGCUGCUCAACAUCGCAGGAUCCAUCCGGAGCGGAACCAUCCAGCUGGGCCUGGCCUGCGGAGUGGAGAGCAUGUCGCUCCGAUCCAUGGGGGAUCCAGGAGAUCUGAGCUCCGGACUGUCGGCCAACGCCAAGGCGAGGGACUGCCUGAUCCCCAUGGGCGUCACGUCGGAGAACGUCGCUGAGCGGUUCCGAGUUUCCCGCCAGCAGCAGGAUUCCUUCGCUCUCGACUCGCAGAUCAAGGCGGCCCGGGCCCGGGACUCGGGGCUGUUCGACCAGGAGAUCGUUCCCGUCUCUGUCACGGUCCGGGACGAGUUGGGCCGGGAGCGGCGGCUGGAGAUCCGGAGGGACGAGGGAAUCCGGGCGGGAACGACCCUGGAGGACCUGGCCCGGCUCCGACCCGCCUUCAAACCCGACGGAACCACCACGGCAGGAAACUCCAGCCAGGUGAGCGACGGGGCAGCGGCGGUUCUGCUGGGCCGCCGGGCCGCCGUGGAAGAACUGGGUCUGCCGGUUCUGGGCGUGCUGCGGGGCAGCGCCGUGGUGGGCGUCCCGCCGGACCUGAUGGGCGUCGGCCCGGCGCUGGCCAUCCCCGCCGCGCUGCGGCAGGCAGGGCUGAAAGUGAACGACAUCGACGUGUUUGAGAUCAACGAGGCGUUCGCCAGCCAGGCCGUGUUCUGCGUUCAGCGUCUCGCUCUUCCUCCAGAGAAGGUGAAUCCUUUAGGGGGCGCCAUCGCUCUGGGUCACCCUCUGGGCUGCACCGGCGCCCGGCAGGUUGUGACGCUGCUGAACGAGCUGCGGCGCCGAGGCAGGAGGGCGUUCGGAGUCGUCUCCAUGUGCAUCGGGACCGGGAUGGGAGCCGCCGCCGUGUUCGAGUACCCCGGGCCAUAGCGACCCGGUUCAGACGGGUCCGACAGCUUCGACCCGGAACAUCAGGAACGUUUCCGGUGAUUCCAGUUUAAUCGGCCCGAUUCCUGAAAACUGAUUUCAGUUUCUGUCCGACGUUUAAAGUCCGACCUGCCGAUAACGAUCCGACUGAAAUGCCGGGGCAGAACGAGGAGGACCCGUUUCCUCCAGGCUGAUUUUCCUCCAGGCUGAUUUUCCUCCAGGCUGAUUGUCCUCCAUAUUUUCAUGCAGAUCCUCUUAAAGGGCCGGUUCAGGUAGAAUGUGUAAAUGAAACCAGCCAAUAACAAACUGAUAAAACGUUAACAAUCAUUUCUGCUUUCAUUUCUUGGAAUGAAAUGAUGUUGACCGUUUCCUCCUGAUGACAUAAUAAAGAUAAAAUAACAGCUGUGA
This is a messenger RNA of Xiphophorus hellerii (green swordtail), 1845 nucleotides long. It is a transcript of the gene acaa1, whose product is annotated as acetyl-CoA acyltransferase 1. Gene Ontology annotation, biological process: phenylacetate catabolic process; fatty acid beta-oxidation. NCBI's taxonomy places the organism in Eukaryota, Metazoa, Chordata, Actinopteri, Cyprinodontiformes, Poeciliidae. Gene Ontology annotation, molecular function: acetyl-CoA C-acyltransferase activity. Bases 163 to 1440 code for a protein of 425 amino acids. Gene Ontology annotation, cellular component: peroxisome. The record is from RefSeq and is a predicted model, not a curated record. The transcript has 12 exons.